AUGCCCCAGUCGAUCACCCCAACCGGCUCCAUCAUCCUCGACUCUGCCGCUACCUCGGCAAACGUCUCUCCCAUGAUUGCCCCCAUGCACGACCCCAAGCGCACCGCUGUCGUCCAGCAGGCCAAGCCCUUGGGCCAGAGCAACCCCAACCAGGUCGUCCCCGGCCAGACCGUCGACCCCAGCAUCCCCGGCGCUUCGCUGGGGCAGAAGGCACUUCUCGCGAAGAAGUUUGCUCAGCAGGGCAAGAAGCCCACCAUCUCGCCCACGGAUGCCCUCCAGUCGCCCUGCACGGCCAAGCUGACUGGCGCCAAGCAGCGUCGCUUUGACAAGGUGUCGACCGGCCGCCUCAACUUCUUUACCGAUGAGAACCAGCAGACCCAGCCCCAGGACUCGUAG
Molecule: messenger RNA, 396 nt
Organism: Apiotrichum porosum
Lineage: Eukaryota; Fungi; Basidiomycota; Tremellomycetes; Trichosporonales; Trichosporonaceae
Exons: 4
Coding region: 1-396 (131 amino acids)
Source: RefSeq, a predicted model, not a curated record